Molecule: messenger RNA, 3540 nt
Organism: Nothoprocta perdicaria
Lineage: Eukaryota; Metazoa; Chordata; Aves; Tinamiformes; Tinamidae
Gene: SLC16A10
Product: solute carrier family 16 member 10
Exons: 6
Coding region: 1-1479 (492 amino acids)
Biological process (GO): transmembrane transport
Molecular function (GO): monocarboxylic acid transmembrane transporter activity
Source: RefSeq, a predicted model, not a curated record
AUGGCGCCGGUGAGCGAGCAGCCGGCGCCGCAGGGCGCGGGGGGCCCCGCGGCCGCCGCCGCCCCCGUGCCGUGCCCGGCGGAGCGGCGGCGGGAGAACGGCGAGGAGCGUUGCCCGGCCAAGGGCGGCCCCGCGGCCACGGCCGCCGAGCCCCCCGACGGCGGCUGGGGCUGGGUGGUGAUGCUGGCCGCCAUGUGGUGCAACGGCUCCGUGUUCGGCAUCCAGAACUCGUGCGGGGUGCUCUUCGUCUCCAUGCUGCAGCUCUUCGGCGGCGCCAACGACACGCAGCUCGCCUUCAAGACAGCAUGGGUGAGCUCUCUGUCCAUGGGGAUGAUCUUCUUCUGCUCUCCGAUAGUCAGCGUGUUCACAGACCUCUUUGGGUGCCGAAAAGUAGCAGUUAUUGGAGCAGCAGUAGGGUUUGUUGGACUCCUAUCAAGCUCCUUUGUAAGCACCAUCGAGCCCCUGUACUUCACCUACGGGGUGCUGUUCGCCUGCGGCUGCUCCUUCGCCUACCAGCCCUCCUUGGUCGUGCUCGGCUACUACUUCAAGAAGCGCCUCGGCCUCGUCAACGGCAUCGUCACGGCGGGCAGCAGCCUGUUCACGGUGUCGCUGCCCUUCCUGCUGCGCGUUCUCAUCGAUUCCGUGGGCCUCUACAACACCUUGCGGGUCCUCUGCGUCCUUAUGUUCGUCCUCUUCCUGGCCGGCUUCACCUACAAACCCCUCGCUCCCAAUGCCAAAGACAAAGACGACGGGAAGAAGGGCAAGUUCCGGUUUCCCCCGGGGAAGAAGAUUUUCAAUUUCUCCGUUUUCAAAGUGACCAGUUACCGAAUCUGGGCGUUUGGGAUCCCCGCUGCACUUUUUGGAUACUUUGUGCCUUAUGUUCACUUGAUGAAGCAUGUAAAAGACAGAUUUGGUGACAGCGUGCCAGAAGAGGUGCUUCUGCUGUGCCUGGGCAUUACCUCAGGAAUUGGACGAUUGGUCUUUGGCAGAGUUGCAGAUUAUAUUCCUGGUGCAAAAAAGGUCUAUUUACAGGUGGCCUCAUUCUUCUUCAUUGGCCUUAUGUCCAUGAUGAUUCCACUGUGCCACGUCUUUGGAGCCCUCAUUGCUGUCUGUCUCUUCAUGGGCCUCUUUGAUGGCUGCUUCAUUUGCAUUAUGGCCCCUAUUGCCUUUGAGCUUGUCGGUGCUCAGGACGUCUCCCAGGCCAUAGGAUUUCUGCUAGGACUCAUGUCGGUGCCCAUGACAGUCGGCCCACCCAUUGCAGGUUUGCUGCGGGACCACCUGGGCACCUAUGACGUGGCCUUCUACCUGGCUGGAGUUCCCCCCCUUAUCGGCGGCGCGAUAUUGUGUUUUAUCCCAUGGGUCCACGAACGGCAGAAGCUAAAAGAAAGACCCAAAACUGUCGAUGGAGAAACUACUGAGAAAAUGCUGGAAAGCGAAAGCACUUUCGUGUCAGACACUGCAGAAAAGCCGGUCAAAUAAGUGGAGGCUGGUUUUGAUGCUUUCUCUGCUCUACUAGCUCACCCUGCUCCAAAAGCUAGAUCAGAUUUCCAGGUUUGGCUGAGAAUAUCAUGAUGCUAAAGAAGUUUGGAACUAUUGCUCAGAUUGCAAGAAUCUUUUAUACCAUUGAACGCUUUUUUUGACAAGUCCUUGAGUUUGAGUUCAAGCCACGUUUUUAAGGUAUUUGAAGUUUUAUAGCGUUAGUGUGUACGUGCAUAGUGAUUCUGUGUGUGAAGAGAAUAUUUUUGUAAUUCAUCAGAACAUAUCUCUGGAAGUGUGGAAGUUUCUUCUGAUUCAUUGACCCAGGACUCCUCAAUAAUUUUAUGGUCUAUCCAAAGCAGGCAACACCAUUGGGUGUUCGUAGUCAAACAUUUAGCAGCUUUUAUGACUGAUUUAUUUUUUCAAGUUUCUUGGGCUGUUUUAAAAUCUCUCAAAAUUCUGUAUCAUGAAUGUGAAUAUACAACUUCUUGAUUCCCUUAACUUUAACUUUUACUGAAAUCAUUUUGUAUUAGAAAGCUAAAUUAUUAAACAAAGUGUAUGUUUUAUUUUCUCUUAAUACUCCAGCAUGUUCAGUUUGCUGAAACAUUGACCUCCUCUUCCAUUGAUUCACCUUUCUCACAGUAUCAUGGACAAAGAACAUUAAGGAUGAAAUUUGUGGAUAUUCAGGAAUUAAAAUCAGAAGCAAAUAUAUUUGGAAGUAAAGCUGCUGAAUCAUAGGUUGUUAUAGUGUCUCUUUCUGCCAAGGCAGUACCAGUAACAUUGAUGGUUUUUCCAGCCAAAUGUCAAAAUAGUUCUGAAAUUGUACUGACAGCAGUACUUUGAAGCAGUAUUGUGAAUCAGACUAAAUUUAAAAUUCUGUUGUUGUAUCUUUAUGUUUUUGGUUUUAAUUCUUACACAUAAGCCAGCUUUAAAGAAUAUUUACCUAUUGAACAUUUUAAGUGCGAUAAUACUGAGUUAUUUCAACGUGAAAAUAAAUAUAGAGCUAUCGAAAUGACAUUCAACAAUUGAAAAGAUUUUUGCACUGAGUGAACAUGCAACUUUAUAAUGGGUCUUUACAGUUGAAUUCAAUUACAUGUAGGAUACAGCGCCAUAAUUUAAUGGAGUACAAAGAAAUGCCUCUUUCUGUUACCCAUGACUUGCUUAGUGUACUAAAACAUUUCUGUUACUCCUAGCUAUUACAUAAUGUUUGUCAAGCACAUAUUUUUGAAACACCUUCCUCUGAAAGAAAUAUUUGAAAAAAUACCUUGUGUGGGAUGAGAAGGACACUGKGCUUUUUGGUUUAUCAUAAAACACUUUCAAGUGUGUUGUUUUUAUGUGGAUAUUGAAUCAGCUGUGAGUGGACUACUUAAACAUGCUUUACUUCAGAUCCCUUCAACCCCAACAAUUUUUGUUUUCAUCUUAGCAAAGAGCAAACUAAACAUGAUUUUAAAACUAAACAUACAUUGUAGUGCAUCUUCUUAAUUAGCAACAAUACCUGUUCCUUAUAUAAGUUAGAGGCUGUAUUUUUUGAAAAUAGAACCUUUAAUGUCUCUAUUUUUGUAAUUUUUCAUUGCUCCAGAAUUGUAUUAAUUUAUCAGAAAGCCCAUAUGCAUCURUGAUAUGAAACACUGCUAGCAAUACUAUUUCUUUGAAAGUUUACAUACAUUAAUUUUCAAAAUCCUUUCAACGUAAUCAUGCAGGCAUCUAUGACUAGAGCUCAUACCGUGCUUAUAUUGCAGAAUUUCAGUCACUGUCCCAUGUGAGUKAGGUUUGAAAGAACUGAAAUGAUAAUGAGGUAUAUGAGAGAGUUUGGGGAGUAGAAAAAACCUUAAGCAUAGAGGUCACUUUGUUUCACUGGGACUUGUUCUUUUAAAUGUCAUAAGUAUUUCUGAAAAAAAAAGUUAAUAUUAGUAGUACUGUUAGUUAAACUGACUACAAAAUGCUGGCUUCAUUGCUGAAAUGACACUAACAGCCUACACUGUUCUUGUUUGGUGAAUUUCUGUAGAAUGUGUUAUUCAGUGUUAUCUUCUAUCUGGGUGAUGCAAAAAAAAUUGUGUGUGAUGA